ACGGUUGUCUGUCCAACAUGGCGUCGCUGGGAAGGAGGCGCGGUGUCCCAGUGAGCAGGGAGAGGGGAGUGAUGGCGGCCACAGACUGCUACAUUGUGCACGAGAUCUACAACGGGGAGAACGCACAGGACCAGUUCGAGUACGAGUUGGAGCAAGCACUGGAGGCCCAGUAUAAAUACAUUGUUAUUGAGCCCACGCGUAUCGGAGACGAGACGGCCCGUUGGAUUACAGUUGGCAACUGCCUGCACAAGACGGCUGUGUUGUCAGGAACGGCUUGCCUCUUCACGCCUCUUUCCCUGCCCGUCGAAUACUCGCGCUACGUGGCGCUGCCCGCCGGCGCCCUCAGCGUGGCCUGCUCUGCCCUCUACGGGAUUUCUUGGCAGUUCGACCCCUGCUGCAAGUACCAGGUGGAAUAUGACAGCCAAAAACUCUCACGGCUGCCCCUGCAUACGCUCACCUCCUCGACGCCCGUGGUGUUGGUACGCAGGGAUGACGUCCACAGAAAGAGACUCCAUAACACGAUAGCACUGGCUGCCCUGGCGUACUGCGCCAAGAAGAUCUAUGAACUCUAUGCUGUAUGAGUGCAAUCUGAAAGGGUUUAAGAACCAAACCGAAAAAAGGAGAAAAACAAACAAAAAAACAGAACCUAUCCGACCCCCGAUGUAAGGAAAGUGGAAGUCACGAUCAGGCCCAGCAGUUAGCUCCGCACGUGUGGUGGGUGCUUCCAAUUUUGAACUUUGAUCAGAGGGAUAUAGUUAAAACUAGAAGGAAUUGUUUUUUUCCCCAAUUACAUUUCCUUUACUUCUUUGUGACAACAGCAGUACGUUUAUCUCUGUAGUUCCCUUGCGCCUCCUUCCCUGUGCCCUCCACCUGCAUCCUUGACACACAAGUUAGUGCACAAGGGAAUGGCCGAGUUCCUCUGGACUGAAUCGUAUUGCUGUUCGAACGGACAGAUAUGUUUUGAGUACCGAGCUUUCCCCCCCCCUUUCCCUCGUAGUUUUACUGUACCCCAUUCUUGCUGAUCAGUACAUCACCCUUUCAUUAAACUUUAGGAUAUUUCAAACUCACUUUUCUGUAUUUUAUUUGACUGUUUUCAUUAAACGGAUUCUACAUGAUGUCCACAAAGGAGCAAGAAGCCUAAACUUGAGAUUGUGUCUUGUCCACGUAGAUUCUUUGGUUGAAAGAGAACAAGUAAGAUCUUUGGUGACAAUUAUGUGUCCUUGUUUCAGAAAAUACACAUUUUAUUCACGCUUCUGAUCCUGUGCAGUAUUUCACAUUAAUGUCGAGCCAAACCCGUUAUAAUGGAAAUUUAAGAACAGAAACAAACAUUCACAAUUCAUACUUUCUUUGUUUUGUUUAUUGUUUAUUAACAUGCAUGGAUGAAGUGAAGGAUGAUUUGUGAUCUAACAAGACUCGCGAAAAUUGAACAAUAAAGUGGAUUUUAGGUGUAAA
This is a messenger RNA of Limanda limanda (common dab), 1452 nucleotides long. It is a transcript of the gene tmem11, whose product is annotated as transmembrane protein 11. The transcript is spliced from 2 exons. The coding region runs from base 18 to 581 and encodes 187 amino acids. Lineage: Eukaryota; Metazoa; Chordata; Actinopteri; Pleuronectiformes; Pleuronectidae. Gene Ontology annotation, biological process: inner mitochondrial membrane organization. Gene Ontology annotation, cellular component: mitochondrial inner membrane. The record is from RefSeq and is a predicted model, not a curated record.